Messenger RNA from Morone saxatilis (striped sea-bass), 1440 nucleotides. RefSeq names its product solute carrier family 1 member 7a (gene slc1a7a). Gene Ontology annotation, cellular component: plasma membrane. Gene Ontology annotation, biological process: L-glutamate transmembrane transport. The record is from RefSeq and is a predicted model, not a curated record. Gene Ontology annotation, molecular function: L-glutamate transmembrane transporter activity; neutral L-amino acid transmembrane transporter activity; glutamate:sodium symporter activity. NCBI's taxonomy places the organism in Eukaryota, Metazoa, Chordata, Actinopteri, Moronidae. The transcript has 10 exons.
AUGCAGGAGGUGAAGUACUUCCAGUUUCCCGGAGAGCUGCUAAUGAGGAUGUUGAAAAUGUUAAUUUUGCCCCUCGUCGUAUCCAGUUUGAUGUCAGGUCUAGCUGCCUUGGACGCCAAGUGCUCCAGUCGCCUGGGCAUCAUGACCAUCUCCUACUACCUCUGGACCACCUUUGUUGCUGUGGUAGUGGGCAUUGUCAUGGUAUACAUCAUCCACCCGGGCGGAGCUGCUCAGAAGGAGGACUCUGACGAAAGCAAGAAGCCAAUGACCAGCUCUGCUGACGCUCUGCUGGAUCUCAUUCGCAACAUGUUUCCAGCCAACCUGGUUCAAGCAACUUUUCAACAGUAUCGAACCCAAAGAGUCCCCGAGCUCAUCCCCAAACCAACCUUGGCUCAGCUCCUGGAUGAGACCACCACACGCAGGGUCUACAUCUACGGCAUCCAGGAUGACAAUGGCACAGACGUCCAGAACUUCUCCCUGGAUCUGACGCCGCCCCCUGAUGUCAUUAUGAAAACGUCACCUGGUACCAGCGAAGGCAUGAAUGUGCUGGGGAUUGUUAUUUUUUCUGCUACUAUGGGAAUAAUGUUGGGCAGAAUGGGACCCAAUGGAAGCGCUUUGGUCAACUUCUGUCAGAGUUUGAAUGAGGCAGUUUUGAAGAUUGUUGCCAUUGUUAUCUGGUAUUUCCCCUUUGGGAUUGUGUUUCUGGUUGCCGGUAAGAUCUUGGAGAUGGACGACCCUUCAGCCAUGGGGAAGAAGCUGGGUUUUUACGCCAUUACAGUGGUGAUGGGCUUAGUGCUGCACGGCCUAUUCAUCCUCCCGGCCAUGUACUUCUUCAUCACUAAGAAGAGCCCCAUUGUUUACAUCAGAGGCAUUUUGCAGGCCCUUCUCAUCUCCUUGGCCACCUCCUAACAACUCUUUGGACAGAUUCUUACUCUCAGCAUCACUGCCACUGCAGCCAGUAUCGGUGCAGCAGGAAUCCCACAGGCCGGACUCGUAACCAUGGUGAUCGUGCUGACCUCUGUGGGUCUACCCACUGAUGACAUCACUCUCAUCAUUGCUGUUGAUUGGGCUUUGGAUCGAUUCAGGACCAUGGUCAAUGUGAUGGGUGACGCCCUGGCCACAGGCAUUAUGGCUCAUAUCUGCAGAAAAGAUUUUGUCAAAGAAGGGGAGCAGGUGCCUCUCAUCUGUGAAACUAAGCCGAUGAUAAGCAUCCAGCAGAUGAUGACCUACCAGAACCAGAAGAACGGCUGCUACCAGCCGCCUCCACCAGGCAGCAGGCAGGACCACCGCUCCCCAGACGUGGCUCGACUGAUCCAGCUGGAGGAGGGGAUCCGGCCGAUAGAGAAGAAGAAACACGCUCACUCUUCUCAUCACAAGAGAGAGCACAGAGACAAGGAUCACUGUUCCGUUGAUAUGAACGGCCUGGAGACUAAUGUAUAA